UGUUACUUGUUCUCAACUUUCACCCAAUGCUCGCUAUUGAAUCUGCAGCCUUGAAUUUCUAUCAGCACAAAGUGCUGCUUGACUAAGCACCCAAAAGAUUAUCAUUAACUUGAACCUCGGCUGAUGGUGCUCAUCACUAGCCCAGCAUCGAGCCCCUUGACCAAGAAGCGUUGUAUCAGCGACGAUUCAUUAGCCACUUUACUGCCUCCUGCCCCGCCUGCGACCAACGAAGAAUCUAGAGCGGGCGCGGCACGUCCAUUGCCACCCGUGCACAGGUUGCCACUAGAACUGUUGUUUGAGAUAUUCACCUUAGCCAUCGAGCAGCCGUUCAACGUCUUUAUUGGCGGAGCAUGGACCCUAGGCAGAGUCUGUCGAAUCUGGCGUCAAGCUGCCUGGUCAUGUCCAGCGCUAUGGACGUCUUUCUGGGUGCCUCGUCUGUCAUUUUAUAAAGAGACGGCUAGCAUAGCGCUCUUAAGCAGCGUUCUUCAAAGGUCCGGUUGUGCCGGUCUGGCUUUUGCCGUGGAUUUUGAUUAUCUCUGCGGAAGCCACAAGCCGCUUGUUGAGUGUCUCUUGCCCCAUAUUUCCCGGUGGAAAAGUGCCAGUUUUAUCCAUGCCAAACCCGACGCCAUAGUAUCUUCUUUCUCCGAGCUUGUUCGUCCGCAGCCAUUCCAGUUGAUUUCGUUGAGCCUGGGCUUUACGGGGCCGAUGUAUAGCAACUCUACCAUUACAGAAGCGUGUAAUGUGUUUAGGGAGGCGCCUCGGCUGAGGACCUUGCGAUUGUCCGUCCCACAUCAAAUCUUCUGGCCGGUCAGUAUUCAGCUGCCUUGGGCCCAGUUGACUCAUUUAGUCCUGGACCUGCGAAAGUCCGGGACCGUCGACAAGUGCAUAGACGCAUUGGCACUUUGUCGAAGGAUUGAAGUAUUCGAGGACCAGACUACGGACAUGGUUUGGAAUAACGUGAAUACUAGUAUCGUGACUCUUCCUACCAUGCGUUCCCUUCAUCUGCGAAAUUCCUGCAUCAUCAAGUAUCUGACUUGUCCGUCACUUGACGCUCUCACUCUUCCUUCCUAUGUCUUCAAUGUAAACACCAGCAUGGCAUUGAAGAUGAUGCAACAGCGAUCCCGUUUCCAGGUGCAAAAGUUUUGUUUAAUCCUAACGCAGGAUCCAAGGUUUAGGUGGCCUAUAUCCCGUGUCUUACCUAUCCCGGUCUUUUCUGAGACCGAGGAGCUCGUGAUCGACCUACGAUAUCUUAAAAGCUGGGACAAUUUGAACCAGCUUUUUGAACAUAUCGCGUUCGAUGGUUUCCCAAAGAUGAGGUCUUUGACGAUCAAGACCCAAUGGGUUUUUAUUGCAGAGGAAUCUUGCAUCGCCUGCGACUCCGCUUUGGUAGAUUUAAUCGAGUAUCGCUGGCAGGCGGUCGAGCCGAGACUGCGAACUCUCCGCAUUGAAGGUGAAAAUGUUGCUAGAGGUCUCUAAUGCCCGACCGGAUUGGAAAGACGCAAUUAUGUAUAAUAUUCAGCGUCUGACUGCGUUCAAGGGAGAGGGUCUAGACAUAGAAGUGUAUGAUCUGAAUGGUGAGCGAUAGGUCGUUAUGUCUGAACGUAAAGACUGAAAGAGCGGGGUAGCGCAUAGGAGAUUCCUCUGAAGGGUGACAGGGACGCGUGUCGCCAGAGAUGAUGACGAUGGUUAUCGUGAACUAAAACAUGGCAUCCAUUAGAUAAUUAUCCAUUAUCAUGAAGCUGAAUUCAUACUAGAAAAAAAACAUUGUCAUCAC
Molecule: messenger RNA, 1774 nt
Organism: Guyanagaster necrorhizus
Lineage: Eukaryota; Fungi; Basidiomycota; Agaricomycetes; Agaricales; Physalacriaceae
Exons: 2
Coding region: 124-1476 (450 amino acids)
Source: RefSeq, a predicted model, not a curated record